This is a messenger RNA of Alnus glutinosa, 1896 nucleotides long. RefSeq names its product receptor-like protein 7. The record is from RefSeq and is a predicted model, not a curated record. Gene Ontology annotation, molecular function: protein binding. Bases 1 to 1896 code for a protein of 631 amino acids. The transcript has a single exon. NCBI's taxonomy places the organism in Eukaryota, Viridiplantae, Streptophyta, Magnoliopsida, Fagales, Betulaceae.
AUGCCAGAAUUUAACAGAAGCAGACCCCUUGAAUCAUUGCGACUUCGUCACACGAAUUUCUCUGGUGAGCUACCGAAUUCAAUUGGUAACCUUGAGUCCUUAAAAUAUUUUGCUGUUGCUAAUUGCAAUUUCUCUGGGCCAAUACCGUCUUCAUUUGGUAACCUUACCAAAGCAACCUUCCUAGAUCUAGCAGAUAAUAGGUUGCAAGGUUCAAUUCCACAGUCAAUAUCUAGGCUUGUGAAUCUUGAAAAUCUCAAUCUAUUUUCUAAUCACUUGAGUGGCAUGGUGGAAUUUGACUUGUUUUUGAAAUUCAAAAAUCUCAAGGGGCUCCAACUAUCCGGCAACAAUAUUACAUUGCUUACAAAGCCAAGUACCAACGCAAUUCUUCCAAAAUUUGAAAUUUUAGGGCUAGGUUCCUGUGACUUGAGCGAUUUUCCAGACUUUCUAAGGAACCAAGAUGAGUUGGAGGGUUUGGAUCUUUCUGGAAACAAAAUUCACGGCCAAAUUCCAAAAUGGAUGUGGAAUUUAAGUAAAGAAACUCUCUGGAUUUUACAGCUGGAUUUCAACUCUCUAACUGGUUUUGAUCAACUUCCAGUUUUUCUCCCCUGGACUAAUCUACGUGUUUUGAUGCUUCGUUCUAACUUGCUUCGAGGGCUGCUCCCAAUCCCACCACCUUCUAUAAUUUGGUAUUCGGUCUCAAACAACAAACUGACCAGAGAAAUCCCACAAUUGAUUUGCAAUCUAAGUUCAAUUGUUUUUCUUGACAUGUCAAACAAUUACUUGAAUGGCUUGCUUCCGCAAUGUUUAGGCAACUUGAGUGACUCUCUCUCAGUUCUAAAUCUAUGCGACAAUAGAUUCCAUGGAACUCUUCCAGAAAUAUUCGCAGAAGGAAACAAAUUGAAGAUGAUUGAUUUUAGCCCAAAUCAAUUACAGGGGCGUCUGCCAAAAUCAUUGGCCAAUUGUGCCAUGCUUGAAGCUCUUAAUUUGGGACAUAAUCAGAUGAAUGAUACUUUCCCUUUUUGGUUGGGCAUUCUUUCAGAAUUGAAGGUUCUCAUUUUGCGAUCUAAUGGAAUCUAUGGUGCAAUGGAAAAUCUUAAUAGCAAUUGUGAUUUCUCAAACAUACAUAUUAUUGAUCUCUCAAAUAAUGACAUUGCUGGUAAGUUGCCCUCUCAAUACUUCCAAAAUUGGAAAGCCAUGCAAAUCCAUGAUGUUAAGGGUUUAGUGUAUAUGGAAGCAAAUAAAAGUAUCAAUUUACCAGGAAUCUGGUCGUAUGUGAACUCCUUUGAUUACUCAAUGACAUUUACUUACAAAGGAGCAGAAAGGGUAUACGAAAAAAUCCCAAAUGUCUUUAUAGCUAUUGUUUUCUCUAAUAAUAGAUUUGAAGGAGAAAUUCCAGAAGUUGUGGGGUAUCUAAAAGGACUUCAAUUGCUCAACCUUUCCAAUAAAUUUCUCAUAGGUCAUAUCCCUUCUUUCUUGGUGAACUUAACAAAUCUAGAAGUAUUGGACUUUGCUCAAAACAAGUUGUCUGGUGUGAUCCCUUUGCAACUUGUGCAACUCACGUUUCUCGCAUUCUUUAACGUCUCCCAUAAUCAUCUCACGGGACCUAUACCACAUGGGAAUCAGUUUGAAACAUUCCCAAACAGUUCGUUUGGUGGUAAUUCUGAAUUAUGCGGAAGCCCUUUGUCAAAGAAAUGUGGAAAUUCAGAAGACUCACCGCCUCCACCUUCAACCUUUGAAAAGACUCAAAACUCAUCAUUUUUGUUUGAAUUCAGUUGGAAAGUAGUUGCUAUGGGAUAUGGUUGUGGAAUCAUAUUUGGACUUCUUGUUGGGCAAAUUGUGUUCACAAAGAAGCAUGAUUUGGUUAUGAAGACUUUUGCAAUCGGGCAGCCAACAUGA